AUGGCGUCCGCUUCCUCUACAGCGGUUUUGCGGUACCGGGUUGCGGUGGGGCUUUUUCAGCGAUUGCGCAAAUGGUGUGUGGACUUCUUCUGGAUUACCCUGUUCUGCUUGAUGGGAUUUGUAGACGAUGAGCGGCAAAAGUGCGCAACAAGCAAGCGAAACACUCUGUAUCACAGGAGGAAAUCAACGACUGAAAGGAUGCGAUCGCGAACCAAAGAAAUCGCCGAGAUCGAGAUGAAACUGUUACGACAUUUGAUGAGCCCGCUGAAUGAGAUGAUUCUAUCGGUGCGAAAAUCAUCGAAGAAACGACCCAUCGGAAUGGUCUCUCGUCCACCAUCGCCUCAACUAUUCGAUAUCUGCGAGGAGACCGAGGAGACU
This is a messenger RNA of Mesorhabditis belari, 378 nucleotides long. NCBI's taxonomy places the organism in Eukaryota, Metazoa, Nematoda, Chromadorea, Rhabditida, Rhabditidae. The record is from the annotation of a GenBank genome assembly.